AUGGUCUAUCACGGCGGCAUGGCGAGCCCGCCGCCGAGCGAUGGCCUCAUCCCGGCCUCCUCGCCGACGCUCCCCUCGUCACCACCCCCGCGAGCCUCGCGCAAGGAGAAGCGAAAACCCAGCGUGACACCUAGAAAGUUCAGGCGGUUCUUCACCCCGCGAGCCGGCCGCGGCGGGAUGCCCUCUCAGAGCUCGAGGCCGGUCCUCGCCGAGAUGGGCGACCCUGCGAUUAAUGCCCAGCAGACCCCUCCCCGAUCCAGCCCGGACGUUUCGGGACCGAUCUCGCCAACCUCGAACCCGAGCUUUCUGUCGCCUUUUGGAAGUGAGGAGAGCCAGAAGAAGAGGAAGAGGGGUGUUGUAAAUGCAAUUCCCAUGAAGUUGCCACAGCUGGCCCGCGGCUCGGGGACGAAACUGUCGAGAACACAACUGGAGGAUUUGGAGGAGGAGGACGGAAUGCCUCUGGGACGGAGCCCGCUGGCAAGGUCUCCUUUGGGCCAAAAUGAGAAUGUUGAAGAUCAAGUGGUCGGGUCGCCUGAGGUUCACUCUCCCUCAGCUCCCCAGCUGCCGCCUCUCGGGAGGAGAUAUCCCUCUGGGCCGCAGACGUCACCAGAUGAGUUUGCGCGGAAGCUGAGCUCCUUAACGGCUAGCAAUUUCUCGUCUGUGGGAUAUGAUGGUUUGAGGCCGAGGUCUACUCUGAUCGAUUAUUUUAAGUGCAACCGGGCAGGUGUUCAGAACUCGAGCAAGGGCAAGCCCGUCGCCUCUCUUUCCAAGCCCCUCAGACCUGCAAAAGAGGAAUCCCCCGAGCCUAAAUACCAACCACAGCCGGUGAUCAAACUUCGCAACCGUGGUUUUGGUGCCCAGCUUCUACUUCGCGAACAAGGCAGCACUCCUAGACCAGGUCGUCAACACCUUGAGUAUCCCGCUUUUGACUCAAGAGCAAGCACAGCUUCUUUCUGGAGCAAGGGAACCGACACACAUAUGAUCAGCGCGCAUCUGACUCAAUCGAAUACUAUUCCAUUCAGUCUGGCGAGCUGUCACAAUGCCCCUCUCACAGCAAUUGGCGACGAAGAAGGCUUCAUUCGCUUCUUCGACACCACGACUACCCAAGCAGGAGAGACCCCCAAACCGAAGGUCGAGAUGAUCAUGCAAGGCCACGAAAACGCAAUCAUGGACCUCGCCUUCUCCGACGACGACCUUCGCCUCGUGAGCGCCUGCGGCGACCGCUCCGGCAAGAUCUUCGACGUCAUGACGCAGUCUGUCGCCGCGGAACUCAACGGCGGACAUUUCCAAUCCAUGCGCCGCGUCCAGUUCCAACCAGGCCAGGCCAAUGGCAACGUCGUCGCAACCUCGGACCGCGACGGCAAGAUCCAGAUCUGGGACCUUCGCUGCUCCUCCGCCCCAACUUCCGCCUUCUCCACCCGCGGCCCCGAAGGCAUCCUUCACAGAGACCGCAGCCUUUCCCCCCUCUGGGCCCGGACUACAAACACGAUCGACGGCGCCCACGCCCGCACCGUCGAGAACGUCACCUCUCCCGCCUCCGUCACCGCCUUGCAAUACAUGCCCCCUGGCCGCGAGCACCUCCUCCUCUCCGCCUCCGAGGCGAACGCCUGCAUCAAGCUCUGGGACACCCGCUAUAUCACACCACGCAACCGCCCCGACGCCACCCCGCUCGCCAUCACCGCCGAGCCAGCAACCCACCGCUGGCGCCCCUAUGGCCUGACCUCUCUCGCCCUCAGCAGUGACGCCGCCCGUCUCUACGCCGUUUGUAAGGACAACACCGUCUACGCCUACUCCACCUCUCACUUGAUGCUCGGCCAAGCCCCUGAACUCUCCACCCGGCCUCCUCGCCAGAAAGCCGGCUCCGCCGUCCGCGGCCUCGGUCCCCUCUACGGCUUCAAGCACGACUUGUUCCACGUUAAGUCCUUCUACGUCCGCUGCGCCGUCCGCCCCGUCUCCAUCACCGGCACUGAGCUCCUCGCCGUAGGAAGCGACAAGUGCGCCCUCCUCUUCCCCACCGACGAGCGCCUCAUGAGGGAGCACUGGGACACCCAAAGCCACCUCGCCCAGCCCACCACGGAACCCGCCGCGCCGCAACCCAAGGGCACCGCACCCGCCACCGGCCAGGUCCCCAUCGUCCGCAACGGCACCCCCCUGAUUCGCGGCCACCGCCGCGAGGUCACGGGCCUGAGCUGGACAAACGAGGGCAAGCUCGUCACCAUCUCGGACGACUACAUGGCGCGGCACUGGCAAGAAGGCGGCGACGGCAGCGACGUUCCCAACGGCUGCGGCACGGCGUGGGAUCUGCGCACCGGCGGCGAGUUCGGCGGCAGGAGACACAUGUCCGGGUACGCCGACGUCGCGGACGACUGGGACCGAGACGACGAUAACGACGACGAUGACAUGCACUCCGAGUGCUGA
This is a messenger RNA of Colletotrichum karsti, 2418 nucleotides long. RefSeq names its product WD domain-containing protein. NCBI's taxonomy places the organism in Eukaryota, Fungi, Ascomycota, Sordariomycetes, Glomerellales, Glomerellaceae. Gene Ontology annotation, cellular component: nucleus. Gene Ontology annotation, molecular function: protein-macromolecule adaptor activity; protein binding. Gene Ontology annotation, biological process: proteasome-mediated ubiquitin-dependent protein catabolic process. The coding region runs from base 1 to 2418 and encodes 805 amino acids. The record is from RefSeq and is a predicted model, not a curated record. The transcript has 5 exons.